AUGACGAUGUCGAUUCUUUGCAGCAACUACAAUUCGAUGCUAUUGAAUGGAAGCGCGCGAUUCGCGCCCAAAUAUACCCCGUGUUAUAGGCAAUGCAAAAAUCCGAAUCGGCGACCGAAAAGCGGCGACGAGAAUCGCGCGUUCGCUUUGGAAAACGAGCGACGCGUCUAUUCGCGCGACGAAUUCGAAAAGAAAUAUGAGAUACUCGAUUUCGACGGCGAUGGAAAUGUCGUUGUUGAUAGGAGAAAAACGCGAGGCGGCCAACAAUUGGUGCAAUACGCCGAAUUGGUGACGCCAAUGAUCGCGAUUCGACGAAAAGAGAACGCGGGCGACGUCGUCGAUGAGCUUCACGAGCCGAUCGUCGAGCACUAUCCCGUCAAAGACAUCGACGCGCUCGAUGAGCUCGACCGCAACGCGACACUCGACGCGAACUAUCGCGAAUUGUCGUAUGUCGCCGACGGCGCGACAAUCGAAUUGCAAUUGCCGAUGAGAGGCCGAAGCGGCGGUGAAAACGACGUGGUGAUGAUGUCGUUGAGCGAGUUUGGCGACAAAUUUGGUGUGUUGGGGCGUACGCCCGAUGGAAACUAUAUAGUCAGGAACCCUUAUCAUAUUCGAGAGCCGAGAGUUGAGAAAAAUGAAACGCUGAUGUUCGCGAAGAUUGGACAAGUUGUGAUUCCGACGAAUGUCAUCAAUACGACGAAUGGAUAUCUAACUGUCGACGAGAAAUAUCGAGUCGAUUAUCGAUCGAACGCCUCGACAUCGAUUGAACGAUUAUUGGAGCCGGAUUACCGAGAGAGAAAACCGUACGUGAACCCGUUUUUUCACAAGCAGCUACGCGAUCAAAUCGUGCCGUUCAAAUAUGAUGAGAGGGUGAUGCGAAAAUUGCGAGCCGAGAACAAUUGGGAAUACGUUUGUAUGCUUCGAAACGAGAAGGCGACGAUUACGAGCGAUGGGAAAAGCCGCGGAUGCUGGAAAUUUUUGAAGGUCGGCGAAACGAAAUUCGCACAUCCGCCGCAAUAUCUUGACCGCGAAAAUGCGCCGCCGGGCUAUAAUUAUGAAGAAGAGACAUUUGCGGAAGACGCGACUCGGGCAUCGAAAAAAGUGAAACGAUCGAAAUAUCUCGAGGAAAAAGGCGAAUUUGAGCUAUCGAAUGUCGCGAUGAUCGUGUCGGAAGUUGAGAAGCUUCGACUCGUCGAGAUUCCCGACGGCGUCGAUCGUGUCACACUCAAAAAGAUUCAGAUUCCCGCUGGCACCACUCUCACCGUUGAGAAGAAAACGGACAACGAGGCGGAUGAUAGCCAUAUGAUCGUUGGUCCAAAAGCUGAAGAGAAUAUUGAGAAUUUUCCAAUUGCUGCGUGCGCGGAAAUUCGUGCGAAUGAGACAGAAGCGAUCGUGGAGCGACCCAAUGGAUGCCAUUUGGAUGAAGACGUCGGAAAUGAGAUUCAGGAGAACGAUGAUAUUCGACCAUCGACUAGCAGCCAAAUCGACGAGGGCUCGGCGAUUUCCAAGGGAAUUGAUAUAAGAAUUGUGCCAUCGGAAGUGGAUCCUCGAAGAAGAUCCAUGGGCCGAGCAGAAGCAGCACAACUGGAAUUUGGAUCAGUCAGAGAGAUGACGGAGAAGAAGCGAGUAGGUCCAGUAGAAGUGGAAGCGAGAAGCACACAGGAAUCAAGCGAUGCGACGCCGCCAUCGAUUGGAAGAAUCGGCAAACCGAAGCGGUUUGAAAUUCCGGAAUGUGGAAUCGAAGGUGUGCUCGAAACGACUAGAUCAAUCGCUCGAGUGGAUUUCAAGAAUGCGGAAGCGUCUAGCCGAAAAAUGAAGGCGUCAGCCAUGAGUGGCGUCGGAUUGGGAAUCGACGACGUCCUCCUUCCGGCUGUCAAGCCAACGAUGAGUCAAACGCCGUCGACAGUGAUGAACGUGACGACGAGUGCGGAAGCGAGCAGCGACGAUUCGAAUGCCUACAAUCAUGCGCUCGGUUAUAUAAUGGAAGUCGAAGUGCAACAAGAAGUGCAAGAAUCGGCCGAGCCGAGCACCGAUUCGAUCAUGCAAGCGGCGAUGUCGAAUGAGAUUGUUGAAGCGCCGCUGGAGAUCCCGCCGCCACCGCCACCGCCGCCAGUUAAUCGCGAGUCUGAGCAUAAUAAUGUUGAUGCGAUGGAGCGAGUCGGCACGACGACGCGAGCCCAGCGACGAAAGCAGCGAACACUUCAGGCGCAUCAGAAGUAUAAUGUGACAUAUGAGAAAAUUGUGACGACGGCGAGGCUUGAUAGCCGAACAGAGGUGUUCAUCGAUCGAGACGACGUCAAUCCGUUCUUCGAGCAAUUCUCUAUAACGCCACCAGCCGCCGGCACAUUGACGCCACCACCGCCCGAUUAUCAGCACAUGAUGAUUGUCAGUGGUAUGGGCCGGCCGAAGAGUAUGGAAUCGGCGACGAUUGAUGCGAAUCGACGCGCCGAUGAGCCGAAUGCGUCGCAUCGAUCGGAAGCGCGCGAGACAGCAGAAUCUAGGCCGGCGACGAAUCCGACCGAUCGGCAGCAUCGCGUGCGCGCCGUCGAAAUCAAAAUCGAGGAGUUCGAGUUGGCGAAGGCGUCGAACGAGGCGCGGCUGGCGGUCGACGAUGAUCGGAUACUGAGCGCCAACGUCGUCGAAUCGUUUCGUGGUGACGGCGAUGAGUCGGUCGUCGUGCCGAUUCCGAUUCGACCGAAGAAGGCGGCGGUUCGGGCGUCGUCUCCAAAGAAGCCAUUGAUUCGCGAGAAUGAUGCGAAUGCAUCGACGAGCAAUGGCGUUCGGUGCGUCGAAGACGAAUUGCUGAUCGGCAGAGAGAAACCAGUGGAAUUUUGGCUCGCGAUCGAGAAUGGUAAUGAGCCGAUUGAGGACAACAAUAUUGGAUUGAUUGAUGAGCAGGAUCCACUUUUGAGCUUGGCCAUCGAGGAGUCGCUGAAGGAUCAGAGGAGACGCAAUGAGGGAGAAGCGAGUCGAGGCUCAGAACAGCGAGAUGUUGAUGAGCCGGAAGGAAAUCACACGAAUAGUUUGAGUCGAGACUCAGAACAAGGAAAUAUUGAAGAGAACGAAGGAAAUGCCUUAAAUGGUCACAAUCAAGUGAGUCGAGACUCAGAACAACACGAUAUUGAAGAAAACGAAGGAAAUCCGUCGAAUUGUCAGAAUCAUAUGAACGCCGAUGCCCCUGUCGAUCCGUUGAUGCGAGAUGAUGGUCCGAUGGCGGAAUCUGCGCAGAGCCCUGAUAUCGAGGUUGUGUUUGAGGAGAAACUCGACGACUGCAUCGAAUUGGAUGUGGCGUUGUUGUUGCAGCAACGACGUCAAGGAUUUUCGGGCGUCCGAUCGGCUGGCGGCGAUGAGAGGACGGCGAUAAGGCGAUAUUGCAAUGUUCAAUUCUACCGUGAGCCUUCGCCACAAUCUCCAGAAUCUACGUCGAUGUCUGACCGCGACGCGCCGAUCGCUGUUGAGAUGAUUGAAGUUGUUGACGAAGAAGCUCGACGUUCGCAAAAUCUGGAGACACCGGGAAAUGAGCGAAUUGCUGAUCGAGAAGCAACGGUCGAUAGGACAAGUGACGCUGUUGAGGAAGAAGCUCAACCAUCUUGCUGCCGGAAUCUGAAGACACCGGAGCCAGCCUCCGUCGAAUUAGCAGAAUACAUUGAUGACAACAAAGUUGUUGAGGGUGAAGCUCGACGAAAUCAACGAGAACCGGAGCCUGAGCAAAUUGCAGAUGAAGAGGUUUCCGUCGAAUCGAUUGGAGAAGGCGCUUUGCCAAUUGAAGACGAUGAGGAAGAAGCAGGAGCCUGUUCACCUCGGAAUCUGGAGACAUCGAAAGGAAUUGAUGAUCGAGAGCCUUCUGUUGGAUCGAUGGAUAAUGAGAAUCUAGCAACUGACGUUGUUGACGAAGAAGCUCGACGUUUGCAAAAUCUGGAGACACUGGAAAAUGAGCGAAUUGCUGAUCGAGAAGCAACGGUCGAUAGGACAAAUGACGCUGUUGAGGAAGAAGCUCAACCAUCUUGCUGCUGGAAUCUGAAGACACCGGAACCGGAGCCAGAUUCCGUCGAACUAGCAGAAUGCAAUGGUGACGACGAAGUUGUUGAGCGUGAAGCUCGACGAAAUCAACGAGCGCCGGAGCCUGAGCAAAUUCCUGAUGAAGAGGUUUCCGUCGAAUCGAUUGGUGAAGGCGUUUCGCCAAUUAGAGUCAAUGAGGAAGAAGCAGGAGCCUGUUCACCUAGGAAUCUGGAGACAUCGAAAGGAAUUGGUGAUCGAGAGCCUUCUGUUGGAUCGAUGGAUGAUGAGGAUCGAGCAACUGACGCUGUUGAGGAAGAAACUCAACAAUCUCGUUGCCGGAAUCUGAAGACAUCAGAACCGGAGCCAGCUGAACUUGCAGAAUGCAUUGGUGACGACGAAGUUGUUGAGGAUGAAGCUCGACGAUCGCUUGUUGAGGGAGAAGCUGCCGCCGAACAAUCGGAAUUGAUUGACGAUGAGGUUCGGUCAAAUGAAGGUGUUGGGGAGGAAGCAGCUCGAACACCGGAACCUGAGGAAGAUAUUUCCGUCGAAUCGAUUGGUGAAGGCGUUUCGCCAAUUGAAGACGAUGAGGAAGAAGCUGGAGCAUCUGAUGGAAGCGCUCUAUCACAGCCAUCUGAGAUUGCGUGCGACGAAUCGGAAGACGGUGAGAACACGACGAUUCAUGAAGUCGAUGAGAGUCUGGAGCCGGAGACAUUCUCACUCUAUUUCGCCUACCGCCAACGGAAUUCGUUCGAUUUUUCGGAAGCGCUUAAUUUGUUGGGACCGCCGUUCAACAUCAUCCGGCCGUUUCAGAGAGAAAUUCGAAAAAUUCUCGAUGAGAAUUGUGUUGAGCGCGAUCGUCUCGCCGCUUAUUUGAAGAGUCUCAUGGGCAAGGAGAAGUGCUUCUAUUUGACGGACCAUCAACGCGACUUCUAUGAGCCGAUCGCCGACAACAUCAUUUUUUCGAAUGGCGAAUGGAAGUUCGCGUUUCGCGACGAGAUUUUCAGAAAUUACACGAAAGGAUCAUCGUUUGGCACAUUCAAAACGCGAAAUAGCGAUGGUGUUGAGCAGCCGUCGACAUCGCAAUCUGCUCAAACUUCAAUCGAGACGACUGAUAGGGCUUCAUCACGUGCUCAGAAUCCGGCCGCCGAGACGUCAAGCGAUCAUAGGGCGACGUCAUCUGCGCGAGAAUCGACGCUGACAAGCUCGAAAGAUCAGAUAACCCGAGAUAACACGUCUUGCCAUCAAGAGAAUUCUGAAGGGUCCGAUUCGAGUUUAUUGCCGGCACAGAGGCGAUUGCGAUCGGUUGGCCGACCGGAAACCUCCAACAACAGAACAGAAUUCAAAUUGCGAUCGACGGGACACGUUGCCACACCGCCGCCGCUUCGUUUGCGAAUGAAUCGACCGAAGAAGAAGGAAUCACCCACUCGUUCACCAAUAGCGCCAACGACGACACCACAACGAAUGUUGGCGAUUGUUGAAAAUGCGGACGUGUCGCCAUUGAGAUCGAGACGAAACGCCGAUCGCACCGUCGAGUUGGAUCGCGAAUCGACGCCUAGGAAGCGGACGCGAUCGGCGAUGCUGGAAGCGGCGAGCAAUGAACAGAGUGCCGCGACUUCGACUCCUAGAAAGCGAACGCGACCAAUGAUUAGGGGUACAGAAGAGGGCGAGGCGUCUUCGAAUGUCGCUCGCCAAUCAUCGGUGUUGGCUUAUCGAUAUGUGCCGAUUGAUGAGUCGGUUCAAGAUCGUCGGAGGGAUGAGACGCCUUCGACAGAUCUGUCAGCGGAUCCAUCGAAUUCGACACUAGCGCCAUCAUCGCUUCCUCCUGAUGACGAUGAUCCUCCUCCUCAAGUACCACAGACGAGGCGAUCGCGAUCGACGGAACGCGACGAGAGUGUGACGCCAUCGAGGAGGCGAACGAGAUCGUCCACGCAGGUUUACCAUAAGACGGCGUCAUCGUCGUCGUCGUCUUCAUCCUCAUCUUCUCGCGCUCCACCUUCACCGUCAUCGCGCCGUCGUGCGAGAUGGAGAAAUCGCGAUUCGGCGUCAAUCACGCCGCCGGCAAUGACAUGGUCGAGCAAUUCCGAAAUGGUUUCGACGACACCCUCGCGACCGCCACUUCCGCCGGCCUAUGAUCCGGCGUAUGCUUAUCGCACUCCGCCGAUCAAUGAUCCUAUUCACGAUCGUCCAUUAUCGAGAAUCGAGACUCCAUCGCCGGAUCUGUCGCCAACGAGACGAACACGAUCAUCACAUGAUGCGGUCUCGACACCAUCGCGACCGCCUCUUCCGCCGGCCUAUGAUCCGGCGUAUGCAUCUCGUGCUCCGCCGAUUGAUGAUCCACCGCCGACGUCGCCAAUUUCUCGGCCAAUUGCGCCAACGACGCCAAUUAGAUGGACGAGACACGUUGAAAUGGUUCGUGCGCACGAUUUUUUUUUUAAUUUUCUGACAAGACGACUCGUGAUUUUCAGAUUCGGACGACGACGCGACGAUCCGCUGAAAGCGCUGAACACAAUCGAGAAUCGGUUAGUUGGAAUCCGAGAAGCGGGGUGGAGUCAUGAUGACUAUGCUCAGAGGAAGUUUUUUGUAGGGACCAUCUCAGUCGACCACUCGACCAACUCCGAGGAAGCGAGCGCGAUCGAUGGAUGCGAAAGAGAAGGCGUCAUCGACGUCGUCGAUUGUCGAGAUGCCACCGGCGAGGCGAACACGAUCGCGUUCAAGAUCGGCGAUUCGAUUGGCCGAUGA
Caenorhabditis bovis is the source of this 6738-nucleotide messenger RNA. The record is from the annotation of a GenBank genome assembly. Lineage: Eukaryota; Metazoa; Nematoda; Chromadorea; Rhabditida; Rhabditidae.